UCCCAAGAAAGUGACGCAACCAUCGUCGACCAAGCUGUAGCUCGUACCCAUGAAUGAUGUCUAGAUCCAAACGAGCAUGAAUGACCAAAAGCAGAUGUAGACAAUAUAGAUAACGAACAAAAAAAUGGCAAUCCUACGCUCUCUUCCAGUGUACACGGCAUGAGACAGAAGGAUUAACAGAACAUAUGUAUCCGGUCAUGGGUUGUUGGUUGAAUGCUCAAGAUCCUUGAGGGUUUUCCCCUUUGUCGGAUCCGUCUUCGUCAUCAAAAAAAUGGUGAUUGGGUCAUCCUUCUCAUCUAUCUGGAUCUCCAGUUUUUCGAUUUCUUCUUUUAGUUGAUCGAUUUUGACGAGAAAUUUCCGCUCUCGGCCUAAAGCUGCUUGGUGGAGUGUGAGAAGAUUGAGUGAAGAAUAAACUACGCACGAUCUGGGUGGUAUAAAUACUGGAAAGAGUGCUAGGAUGAAGAUCGGAACAAGGAUAACAGUUACUCCAUUUCAAUGAGGAGUGAGGUGACAAUGAAUGUCAGAAAAUAGUAGUUAGAGUGCACUUUCUCGUACGGGUACCGGCUUUGAAUCGUUCCAAUAAAGAAGUAGAUGAUUACAGGGUCGAUGGAAGAUCUAAUAGAAGCCAUCAAAUCUGUUCUACUCUAGCUUUAACGUGACAGAGUUGCUCUUCGUGAAUUACAGAUAUAUUAAUUUGGCCGCUGACCUGUCGCUUCUCGCUUCUCGCUUCUCCACUUCUGAAUACGUGCGCUGAAGAGGGGAUUCAGCAUGCGGAUUCUAGACUUUCUUAUAGAGGUACGUAUAUAUGAAUUCAUGAGGGCCAGUGGCGGUUCCACGUCGUUUUAUUGGUUGUUGGAUUUACUGCCCCCAACAACCAAUUUGCGGCUUUUGAGCUUACCAAAGCUGUGAAGAGACUGCACUGUGCCCCACUCUGGUGGUUGGUCAAUCCCCGAAAAUACUCCAUGUCAUUUUGCGUAAAAAUCAACGACUGUAAUCUCAACGUCGGACUCCUUACCACUCUUCUGUUCAAUAUCCGCCGACUACCAAUCCGACCAUGAUGCUCGACGCCAGCUUUUACUCUUCGAUUAACAGCAAGUAUGAAGAUGCAUUCGGCCACGACGCUGGUCUUCUCGGCUUCAUUCAAGCCAUCCUACCCAGCAUGCCCCCCGAGUCCCUUGUCUUGGAUGUCGGCUGUGGGACAGGCAAUCCAGUAGCCACCACUCUGGCAGCAGCUGGGCAUCGCAUCCUUGGAAUUGAUAUCUCACCCGCCAUGAUUGAGUUGAGUCGCAAGGCUGUACCUAGUGGUACGUUUGAUGUUGCAGACAUGCGACACUACACACCACCUGAGGGGGUACAACUAGACGCUGUCUUCAACAUCCUUUCACUGUUCUUGCUCGAUAGGGAGGGUAUCGAAUCCAUGUCAAAAAAAUGGAGUGCAUGGUUGCCGGAUGGUGGCUUAUUGUGUAUCUGCACAAUCCCAGCUGAGGAUUGCGCUCCCGAGGAGAAGGGAAAAGGUUACGAUGCUGAUGGUCUAUGUGCGCGAGACAUUGGAUUCAGGUUCAUGGGUGCACGGACGUUCAUCACCUUGUUCACGCGAAAGGGAUGGGCCAUUCUAUUGGAGAAACAGGGAUUUGAAAUCGUCAAAACGUUGACGGAGAUGCAUUUGCCGCCCGAAGACGCGGACAGUGAUUCAGAAUCACACUAUUUCAUUCUUGCGAAGAAGAAGGCUUAA
Molecule: messenger RNA, 1732 nt
Organism: Periconia digitata
Lineage: Eukaryota; Fungi; Ascomycota; Dothideomycetes; Pleosporales; Periconiaceae
Source: the annotation of a GenBank genome assembly